Molecule: messenger RNA, 1071 nt
Organism: Penicillium cosmopolitanum
Lineage: Eukaryota; Fungi; Ascomycota; Eurotiomycetes; Eurotiales; Aspergillaceae
Product: non-structural maintenance of chromosomes element 1 family protein
Exons: 3
Coding region: 1-1071 (356 amino acids)
Biological process (GO): double-strand break repair via homologous recombination; DNA damage tolerance
Cellular component (GO): nucleus; Smc5-Smc6 complex
Molecular function (GO): ubiquitin-protein transferase activity
Source: RefSeq, a predicted model, not a curated record
AUGGACACAGACGGCUACGAUGACGCGAAUCGCGCAUUUCUACAAGCUUUCAUGGCCCGCUCCUCCAUGACCCUCGAAGACGCCCAACCUAUCCUCGCAGCUAUCCUCUCUACUCAUGAACACCGAACCAUCGACCCCGAAGACAUAACCCAAGAACACCUCACAUCCUACAUAUCCUCCGCCAACACCGCCAUAUCCCCCUUCGACUUCGAAAUAAGAAGCACCCUCCGCCAAACCCAACCAGACCCCUCCUCCUCCUCUCCCAAUGCUGCUGCUGCCAACGACACACCACCACCGGAGCGAGUCUACGCCCUUGUAAACACAACCAGCGACCCAAUAACCCAACUAUCAACAACCUACUCCGCCGACGAAAUUGCCUUCGUAAAACGAAUCCUAGACUUCAUGUUCGACACAAACAACACUCGCCUCUGUGAAGGAAUGGCCAUAUCAUCCAUCCAAGCAAUUCAACAAGCAAAAGUCUCCGCUGCAGACCACCGCUCGCAGAAUCCAGCAACGCAAGCAACCCAAGGCGGUGCCGCGCAAAGUCUUAGUAUGACGCAGGCGGAAAAUAUGAUGCGCCAUUUGGUUGAUGAGGGGUGGUUGGAGAAAAGUCGUGCGGGUAUUUUCAGUUUGACGCCGCGCGCGCUGAUGGAGUUGAGGGGUUGGUUGAUUUUGACGUAUAAUGAUGAUCAACAGGAAGAGGGAGGAGGUUCGAGGCGUGCGGGGAGGAUUAAGUUUUGUGCUGCUUGUAAGGAUAUUGUUACUGUGGGCCAACGGUGUGGUGAACGAGAUUGCAAGGGCAGACUACAUGAUCACUGCGUCCGCAAUUUCUUUCGUAUGCAACAGGCAGAGAAAUGUCCCGUUUGCAAGCAGGAUUGGCCAGGUGAUAAGUUUGUUGGGGAGAGGGCUAUCGCUGCGUCGAAUCGGCGACAGAGUCGGAAUGUGACUUCGAAUUCGAAUGCGAGUGCGAUUGCGAAUGCGCCACGGGGGAGUGCGUCGCUUUCGAGUCCUGCACUCGGAGGAAUGGACGGGGCUGAUGAGGAGGAGGAGGAUAGUAUGGAAGAGGAGUGA